Psylliodes chrysocephalus is the source of this 905-nucleotide messenger RNA. The record is from the annotation of a GenBank genome assembly. NCBI's taxonomy places the organism in Eukaryota, Metazoa, Arthropoda, Insecta, Coleoptera, Chrysomelidae.
AGAAGAGUAAUCGUAGGUUAGAAUUACAGCUGAUUGUUUUUUAAUGAAAAAAAUGGUAUUAUUUUUCCGUACCAAAUCAACUAUUAAACUGUAAAUAACGCGAAUCACAAUGAUUAAAGCUAUUUUAGUGUUCAAUAAUCAUGGCAAACCUAGGCUAUCAAAAUUUUAUCAAUACUUUCCAGAAGAUAUGCAACAACAGAUUAUUAAAGAAACGUUUCAGUUAGUUUCAAAAAGAGAUGAUAACGUAUGUAAUUUCUUAGAAGGUGGAAGUCUAAUCGGAGGCAGCGAUUAUAAAUUAAUAUACAGACACUACGCCACAUUAUACUUUGUAUUCUGCGUGGAUUCCUCUGAAAGCGAAUUAGGCAUUUUAGAUCUAAUUCAAGUUUUUGUUGAAACAUUAGACAAAUGUUUCGAAAAUGUAUGUGAACUGGAUUUAAUUUUCCACGUUGAUAAAGUUCAUUACAUACUUAACGAACUCGUUAUGGGUGGGAUGGUAUUAGAAACGAAUAUGACCGAAAUUUUAACAAGGAUAGAGGAUCAAAAUAAAAUGGAAAAACAAGAAGCCGGUAUAGCUGCAGCUCCAGCUCGAGCGGUUUCAGCUGUAAAAAAUAUGAACAUUCCUCAACAGAUAAAGGACAUUAAGCUUCCAGAUAUACCGCAAGCUAUUAAAGAUUUGAAAUUCUGACCUCAAAUAGGAAGACAUUUUCAUAACUCAUUCCUACUUCCCUCCGACUCAAAGUCACUACUUGAAGAAUCUUCUUCUGUUAAAUAUACCUGAUAUAUGUUGUACAGGGUGUCGAAUUAUUUGUUUAAGAUUAAUUAUACAUUUUUUUAUUAAUUGUAAGUGAAUUAAAAUUUAUAAUAUUCAUUUAAUGGAAUUGUAAUAAUAAAUAAUCGUUUAUUUA